AUGCCGCACAACAGUUCCACCGGAGAUGAGUUGGGCAGCACGGAUGAGGUGAAGGUGUUUAAGGACGAGGGCGACCGGGACGAUGAGAAACUGACGGAGAACUUGCUCGAGGAGAAAUCGAGUCUCAUCGAUCUGACCGAGAGCGAGGAGAAAACGGUCAAGAAUGGGACAACCCGCCACGACAGUGCGGGCCCGGCACCGUAUGGUGGCAGCGCGGGAAGCGGUAGUGGGACCAGUGUGGCCGGCAAGCUGCCGCACGGAACGCACCCGGGAUUCAACAUGGGUUACAUCGUGCCGCCGUACUCCUACCCGAACGGGGCAGCCGGAGGUCUUCCGGUGUCGAUGGCGAACAAAAUGAGCCUUCCUCCGUUCUUCUGUCACAACGCAGAUCACCUGUCCUCCCCGCCACCGGCCCACUGUGGCAUUUUGCCGUACCAGCUGGACCCGAAAACGAUGAGCCUCACAAGGCCGCCGCUGUACAGCUUCCCGACCAGCCAGUAUCCCUACCCGAUGCUUAGUCCUGACAUGCUUUCGGUGGCGCCGUCCUGGCACACUCCCUCACUCUACAGUCCUGCGGCCGGGUUUCGGACUCCUUAUCCGUCGUCGCUGCAAAUUUACCCGUCACUGUCCAGCGAUUUCUAUCGCUACUCACCGACCCUCCUGCAUUCGCAUCCGAUGCUGAAUGCGGGACAUCCGGCCAUCAUCACUCCCGGCCCGAAGCAGGACAUUGGAGGCGGCAGCGCCGGUGGACUGCAUCGAGACCGGGGCCAGUCGUCGACGAUCAAGCAGGAGUCGUCUUCGUCGUCGGCUGGGAAUGACCACGAGUCGUCAUCGGGACACCAUCAUCGAUCGUCAUCGUCCUCCUCGACCGCCUUCCAUCACCACAGCCACCGUUCCGGCGGCUCGCUCGGGGCGCAAGAUCCGCAGCAUCAGCACAACAACAACAACAGCAGCCAUCACACGAACCACAACCACCACGGACACCAUCACCACCAUAACCACCAUCACCACCACCACAACAAUAACAACAACGGUGGCGGCGGGGGCGGAGGGCACAAGCACAUGUCGCUGGCGGAGAAGGAGGCAGCGCUGGAGAAGAAACGGAGCCACGUUAAGAAGCCGCUGAACGCGUUUAUGCUCUACAUGAAGGAGAUGCGCGCGAAAGUUGUGGCCGAGUGUACGCUGAAGGAGUCGGCUGCCAUCAAUCAGAUUCUAGGGCGCAAGUGGCACUCGUUGUCUCGCGAAGAGCAGAGCGUGUACUACGAUAAAGCGCGCCAAGAACGGCAGUUGCACAUGGAGCUCUAUCCAGGCUGGACAGCUCGGGACAAUUACGGUUACGGGGCGAAAAAGAAAAAGAGAAAAAAGGAUCGAAGUCCGGCCGAUCCGGGGGGGAACAGCAUGAAAAAGUGCCGGGCGCGCUAUGGACUCGAUCAGCAGAACCAGUGGUGCAAACCGUGUCGGCGCAAGAAGAAGUGCAUUCGCUACAAGGAGGUUAGCAGCGAUCGGGGAGGGGACAGUGGCGCGGGCAGCGAUCGGGAGGGGCGCGACCGGGAUGGUUCCGACGACGCAAUCGGCAGCUGCGGCAGCAUGGAUGACAGCAAGUCGCCCGAAGAGGACGAUCGCGAGUCGAUGAACCAGUCGCUUUCGAGCCCGCGAUGCAUGAGUGUCCUCUCAAGCUUGCAGUCGCCUUCGACCAGCAUCGCGUCACCCCUGAACCUGCUUGCAAGUCCUGCGACGCCCACGAACUUCUACCACCAUCACGAUCACCUCGGGCUAGCGUCGAUGAUCGCUACGGCCCAGCAGCAACAGCAGCAGCUCCAUCAGCAGCUCCAACACCACCACCAGCAGCAGCAACAUCAGCACCAGCAGCACUACCUUCACCACCAUCACCACCAGCAGGCAGCAGCGGCGGCUGCGGCGGCAGCGGCAGCGCUGCAGAAUGUAAGCGAUAAAUUAAACAACAUCAGCAACGACAGCGGAAUCGGCGGGUCACAGUUGAACAACAGCUACAGCAACAACUUUAGCCCAUACAACAACCAUCACACCAUGCGCAACUCGGGUUCCUCCGCGGCCAACGGCAGCAACCCCUCUUCGAACGGCGUUUCGGCCACAAGCCUCGGCAAAAGCCCAGCACUCCUGCAACCGCCGACGCCGUCGACACCCACGCUGGCCCCACCCACGCCUUCGUCCCUUUCGUCGUCCUCCUCUUCUUCAUCAUCAUCGUCGUCGUCGUCGUCGUCCUCGUCGUCAACCUCGCUUCAGAUCCCGCCACACUUACAGCAGUUAAACCUGAAAACUUCACCCCCGCUCCUUCCCAACACGCCGCCUUCGUCCGGCGGGUCUUCCGUGUCUUCCGUGCCGGGAUCCAUGACCAUCAAGGAGGAGCUGCCCGACUGCACCACCGGCAACGGUGCCGGUGUGUCAACGGGGGCUGCCUCGUCAACGAGUCCCUCGGCCGCCAAUUUCCUGCUGCACCCUGCGCCACACCUCACCAAUCACCACCUCCAACACUCGCCAACAGAUCAGCGACACAGCAACAGUCUGCAUCAUCCGCACCUUCAUUCACACCCGCUGUUGGUUCCGCAGCUGGUGGGUAAUGAAAGCCACGGUGAUCUCUCGCCAAAGACGGGGUCCCUGGCGGUGAAUGGUGGCAGUGCCGUUGAUCAGCCGUCCCACUCGCCGCCAAGUGCAGUCGCGUCGGUUGCACCAGCACCGGUUUCCGCAAACAGCGGUUCCAGCGGAGCAGAGAGCACUGCCGUCAACGGCGGCAGCAAUCGGAGCAGCAACACCAGCAGUAGUCAAAUCACUAGUGAUAGGUAG
Molecule: messenger RNA, 2820 nt
Organism: Anopheles bellator
Lineage: Eukaryota; Metazoa; Arthropoda; Insecta; Diptera; Culicidae
Product: protein pangolin, isoforms A/H/I/S-like
Exons: 1
Coding region: 1-2820 (939 amino acids)
Biological process (GO): regulation of transcription by RNA polymerase II; canonical Wnt signaling pathway
Cellular component (GO): beta-catenin-TCF complex
Molecular function (GO): RNA polymerase II cis-regulatory region sequence-specific DNA binding; DNA-binding transcription factor activity, RNA polymerase II-specific
Source: RefSeq, a predicted model, not a curated record